This is a messenger RNA of Tarenaya hassleriana, 1659 nucleotides long. RefSeq lists its product as uncharacterized. The transcript is spliced from 6 exons. The coding region runs from base 141 to 1346 and encodes 401 amino acids. The record is from RefSeq and is a predicted model, not a curated record. Gene Ontology annotation, cellular component: Golgi apparatus. Lineage: Eukaryota; Viridiplantae; Streptophyta; Magnoliopsida; Brassicales; Cleomaceae.
GGUGAUGUCACGUGACCACACUCCUCUCCCUCCCCUGAGAUCCGAUCGAUCUCCAUCUGUUGUUUUUUCGGUUUUCCUCUCUCGCUCGCUACCUUCUGCUUUAUCUUCUUCACGAUUCCUGAGCUCCCUAUGCAUCUUCAAUGGCGACGAUAAGCAAAGCCCUAAGGCCGAAACCGGCUCCGGGCUCUCAACGUCUUGUUCUUCUAUGUAUAGUUUUCUUCGCUUUGCUCCUCCUUUUGUCUUCCGUGAUCUCCACCGGCGGAUUGGGUUUGCCGUAUCAGAAAACCCUGUUUGAUUAUUUCUUGAGAUCUCCUCGUGGCAAGAGACAACAUACUUUGUCGGAGAAGUACUUGUAUUGGGGAAACCGAGUUGAUUGUCCUGGUAAGUACUGCGAUACGUGUGCGGGUUUGGGUCAUCAGGAAUCCAGCCUCAGGUGUGCCCUCGAGGAAGCCAUGUUUCUCAACAGGACCUUUGUGAUGCCUUCUCGGAUGUGCAUUAACCCGAUGCACAAUAAGAAAGGGAUACUCCAUCGAUCUGCUAAUGAAACUACUGAAGAUGGUUGGGAAGGAAGCUCUUGUGCAAUGGAGUCUUUGUAUGAUAUUGAUCUCAUAUCUGAGAAGAUACCCGUGAUAUUGGACGACUCAAGGACGUGGCAUAUCGUGCUAUCGACGAGUAUGAAGUUAGGAGAACGAGGGAUUGCGUAUGUCCAAGGAGUUAGCCGGCGUGAGCUAAGAGAUGAUAGCCGCUACUCAAAGCGUUUGCUCAUUAAUCGAACUGCUAGUCCCCUUUCAUGGUUCAUGGAGUGUAAAGAUCGAUACAAUCGAAGUGCUGUUAUGCUUCCUUAUUCAUUUCUCCCUAAAAUGGCAGCGGCAAAAUGGAGAGAUGCAGCAGAAAAGAUCAGAACACAACUCGGAGAUUUUGAUGCUAUCCAUGUUCGUCGAGGUGACAAGCUGAAAACCAGAAAGGACAGGUUUGGUGUUGAAAGGACCUUGUUUCCGCAUCUAGACAGAGAUACACGCCCCGAAUUUAUCCUUCGCAGGAUCGGGAAGUGGGUCCCGCCUGGGCGGACUCUUUUUAUUGCUUCGAAUGAGAGAACGCCUGGAUUCUUCUCACCUCUUGCUGUCAGGUACAAACUGGCUUAUUCAUCAAACUUCAGCCAGAUUCUGGAUCCCGUAAUAGAGAACAAUUACCAGUUGUUCAUGGUGGAAAGGCUUAUCAUGAUGGGUGCCAAGACAUUCUUCAAUACAUUUAAAGAAUACGAGACGGAUCUGACUUUAACAGAUGAUCCAAAAAAGACAAAGAAUUGGCAGAGACCCGUAUACUCCGUGGAUGAAAAUGCAAGCUAAAGCUUUGGCUCCUACAUCGUGUCCGCAUCCCCUGCUUCGGGUCCGAGUGCAUGGCUUCAAGCCCCGGCUAACCAUUUUCAGAAUCUUGUCUGAAGUCUUGAAUAUACAUAUGGAAUCCAGAGCAUCUUGCACGUGUGUAAAUGGUUUGUACGCAGACGAUGUAGUUUUUUUUUCCAGCAAAAUUUUUUCCAAUUUCAUCAAUGCAUAAGCACCUCAAGAUUGGAUUAGCUGGAUUAAGCAAGUUGUAACCAGAAUAUACCGUACGGUCGUAAACACUGACAGCUUCAGAAAUUGCUUAUUAGCCUUGAGGAUA